GCAAACUUGAUGCACAGUGUGCUUCAUUGUUGAGGUUCUCGAUACAUAUUCACCCACAUUGUUUAGAGUAUCUUUUAGUGCUGCCCCAAUGCAAGGCCAGAGGGGUGCAAUUGGUUCCUUGCCUGAAACCUUAGAAUUCAAUUGUGGAUCCACAUCAAGUAAUCCUACUGUGGAUCAGCAAAUUUGCUGGAAUAAUAUGCGGAAUCCUGCUGAUAAUGAUACUAAUAUACCUGAGUAUUUACUUCCUUUGAACGAUAUGAACCCACCAUAUAAUUCUAUAAGCCAUGAAUGGCAGAAUUCAAGUGGAUGGAGCUUAGGUGAGCCAGUUCUAGUAAUACCCAGAGUGAAAAUCAACAACAAUCUGCAGAAAAGAGAACUUGGAUGGACAUCUCCAAUUAGUGCUAGUGCUGCAGCUGGUCCAAGAGCAGAAGGAAGGCACUUUGAGCCAACUUCCUCUCUUUCGGCUGACAAUGUUAAUUCCAGUCCCACAUAUAUGCACAACUCCGGUUCUCACAUGUCACCGAAUCUCAACUUAAAUGCUGGCUUGGCAGAUGUUGGUGGUGAUAACAGCCAGCUUUUGGAGCAUCCGAACUUGCACAAAUCUAGUGGAUCAGUAAACGAGCAUGUUCCACCUGGCAUUGUUUCUGGUCCUUUUCCUCCUCCUCCUGGAAAUAACAGCUUUGUGCUAGAAGGCACUGAUGCUAGGUCGGGUUGUUCUCUAGAUGUGUGCCGUGCAUCUUGUAAAAGAAAGGCCGUUGAAGAAAAUGUCGGACCAUCUUUGGAUGGUGGAAGUUCUAGUUCUAGUCAGCAUGCAGAAAGUAGUGCUUGGAACACUCUUCCAACUCAGGAUAAUGCUGGGAGCAGUUUAAGUAGAUCUGCUUCAUCUGAGCAAGUAAAUGCUAGACUUGGGCUGGGAAUGGGGGAUGAAACCCCUGAAAACCUUCCUGAUUCAAAUGAUGUGGGGAGCACUGGAAGCUUCCACAGGAAUCUCCGUUUGAGGAUAAGUCCUUCAGGCCUGCAAGAUUCAAUUCCUCCCCCUGCAUUCUCUACUGGGAGUGUGAUUAGGCAUUCUAGUAUGUCAACCUCGUCAAUGUCACAUAGGUUCCCGCCUGUUGAUAACUCCCUGGACUUGAGGGCAGCACCAAUGGUAGAUAAUGUAAUUCCUCAAAGCCAGCCCCUUGUGAUCCAUGUUCCUUCUUUGCCAAGGAAUAUGCAAUCAUUACGAUGGAAUGGUAGUUCUAGUUCAAGCAACAGCCAAUCAUCAAGCCCAAUCCUUUGUGCAGAGAGGGAUAACCAACCACAGGAAGAAUCAAGCUCAAGAAGUAUUUCUAGAAACAUUUUUGAUCGCCCAGUGUUCGUACCUGCAACUGAUUUAAGAAAUAUUGUCCGAAAUCCAACAACUAGAGCUUCAGGUAGCACAAAUUUAAGCAUGUCUGGAAAUGUUGCUUCUUCUUCACGGGCUGGAUCAAAUUCAGCUAUCAAUCAGUCAUCUGUCGCAUGGGUUUCUCGUCCUAAUCCUCCACAAUAUCCACGUAGAUUGUCUGAAUAUGUUCGUCGAUCAUUGUUUUCUCCUCCUCCUGAGACCGCUGGAAGUCAAAAUCCAAGCAAUAAUCAUUCCUUGCGCUCUGGUCCUAGUGCUUCAUCUGAAGCAAGGGUGCCAUCUUCUGGGGCUGGUGGCCAAGGACAUCAUUCAUCACACCCAAGAUCUUUGUGGAUGGAGAGGCAAGGUGACGCUGAAUUUGGAAUACCUUAUUCAUUGCGAAGUUUGGCUGCUGCUGGUGAAGGAAGUAGUAGUAGACUAGUAUCUGAGCUCCGUAAUGUUUUGGGCCUCAUGCGAAGGGGUGGAGGCCUGCGAUUUGAGGAUGUUAUGAUUCUUGAUCAGUCAGUCUUUUCUGGAAUGGCUGAUAUUCAUGAUCGACACAGAGAUAUGCGUCUUGAUGUUGAUAACAUGUCUUACGAGGAGUUGCUGGCUCUAGAGGAGCGAAUUGGAAAUGUGAGUACUGGGUUGAGUGAAGAAACUGUAAUGAAACUUUUGAAACAGAAGAAGUAUUCAGUUGAAAAAGGAUCUAAACUUGAGGCAGAACCGUGCUGUGUCUGUCAGGAGGAGUAUAAUGAUGGAGAUGAUAUAGGAACCCUUGAUUGCGGGCAUGAUUACCACACAGGCUGUAUCAAACAGUGGCUAAUGCAUAAGAAUCUGUGUCCCAUUUGUAAGACAACGGGCUUGGCCUCGUGAGACAAGACAACUAUUCAAUUCUCAGGCAUUUGAUUCCGCCAAAAACAAAAUUGGAGAUGGAGAUGGAGAGAAUUGGUUCAAUUACCUUGGAAACUCAGGUUAAUUGAAGCGGAAUUCUCUCGUGCGUUGCUGCCUUGUCAGUUGUCAUACCCUCAUUCUAUAUAUAGCGUUAGUGAAUGCUCAAGCACCUGUUCAUCUGACAAAUCACAAAUGUCUUCCCUUCCCCCUUCCCUCACUUUCGAUUUUACUAUUUUGUUUAUUUAUUUUAGCCAAUGAUCUUGCACUUUAUGGGACUGAUAAUUGGUGUUGGGUGAAGGAAGCAUAAUUUAUCUUUAUUCUAGCUGAUCACGAUUGGUUUUUACUUUU
Messenger RNA from Neltuma alba, 2599 nucleotides. RefSeq names its product probable E3 ubiquitin-protein ligase RHG1A. Gene Ontology annotation, molecular function: ubiquitin protein ligase activity. NCBI's taxonomy places the organism in Eukaryota, Viridiplantae, Streptophyta, Magnoliopsida, Fabales, Fabaceae. The record is from RefSeq and is a predicted model, not a curated record.